Molecule: messenger RNA, 2604 nt
Organism: Notolabrus celidotus (New Zealand spotty)
Lineage: Eukaryota; Metazoa; Chordata; Actinopteri; Labriformes; Labridae
Gene: agfg2
Product: ArfGAP with FG repeats 2
Exons: 14
Coding region: 206-1690 (494 amino acids)
Molecular function (GO): GTPase activator activity
Source: RefSeq, a predicted model, not a curated record
GCGUGUGACUUGACGCGCCUCUCUUGCAUUGGGAGGGUGAAGCCGCAUAAAAGCGUUCCCAUAAUGCGGGCGUGAAGCGCUCCAUGUAGAGAGGGGAACCAGGAGGAGGACCAAGGAGGGUUUACACCGGCUUCACACCGAGCCUGACAGUCAUCAGGCCCCGGGGGCAGAGAAGCAGAGGGAUUAAAAAAGAAAAAACAAAAACAUGUCGAACCGAAAGCACCGGGACAACCAGGAGAUCUGCGCCCGCAAGGUCCGCGAGCUGGCCCAGUCUGGAGUAAACAAACACUGCUUCGAGUGCAACCAGCCCGGGGUGACUUACACCGACAUCACGGUGGGCAGCUUCGUCUGCACGUCGUGCUCCGGAAUGCUGAGAGGCCUCAACCCUCCUCAUAGAGUCAAGUCCAUCUCCAUGACAACCUUCUCCCAACAGGAAGUUGAAUUCCUUCAAAAUCAUGGCAACGAGGUCGGGCGAAGGACAUGGCUGUGCGUGUUUGACCCAAAGACGGACGGCUGCUCCGACAUGAAGGAUUCUCAAAAGUUCAAAGAGUUCCUUCAGGACAAAUAUGAGAAGAAAAAGUGGCAUUUUUCAAAAAGUAAAAACCGGAGGGAUGUUGAGGGUCCUUGGAGCCCAGGGGUCCAGGCUGUACCUCCUUCACAUGGUCCCUUAGGAAACCAGCCCCCCCCUCAUAAUAUGCCCCCCAACGCCAGGUCUGCAAGACCACUGUCUCAGUCCCAGAUGCCAUCGUGGGACCGCGCUCCUGCAAUUUCACCCGCCGACAUGCGGACGGACGUGUUCACGGCUCGGCCGUCACGCUCUCAAAGCUUCAGAGACCCCCCGCUGAAAGAUCCCACCCUGUGUGGGAUAGAAAGACAGCGGCCAGGCUCUCUUACGUCGGGCUUAGGAGCUCAAAGCCACACACCCUCCUUUCCUGCUCUCCCAAGGCCCUCAGCCAGUAGCUCUUUCAAAAACCACUUCACUUUAGGUCGUACAGUAUCUGCCUCAGGGUCCACGGGGCCCUUCAGGGCUUUCCCCAAGUCUCUCAGUGUCGACUUCGGAGGUCUGAGCCACCCUCAGACGCAGUCCCUGCCUCAGUCUCUGUCCCAGCAGCAGACGCAGACGCAGCAGCAGCCUGGGGGUGUCGGCCAGACGACGCAGCUCGGCGGCUCCCACCCGGGGGACAGAUACGCUGCAGUGUCACAUCUGGACAGCGUCUUCUCCGAGCCACCAGUAGUCGCAGCUCCCCCUGCUGGCCCUCCGCAGUACAGCACCCUCUUCGGAAACAGACUCUCCUCCAGCUCCACCCCUGCCAGCUCCCCUGGUGUCGAUACGGUCUCCAGCUCCCAAACCUUUGCGAAUUUCCCAAACCCAUUCAGCUCCAGCUCAGGCUCGGCCUCCCAGCAGCCCCCUGCCCUCUCCCCCAGUAACCCUUUCAGCAACGCCUCAGGAGGUGACUCCAGUGCGUUUGUCACAUCGCCCACCUCUGUGUUUCCUCCGUCCGCCCCCUUCCCGGCUCCAACCUCCCAGAAUGCAUUUCCUCAUGAGUCAGCUGUCAACCAGGAAGCCAAUGGUUUUGCCUCCUUUCCUGCGCCCGACUCCCAGCCCAAAGUCCCUCGACCAAUGUCGGUGAACCCGUUUACGGGGAAUGUUUACCCCAGCCGAGGGACGUCGCGAAACCCUUUCAUCUGAUCCCCCUCCUCUCCUUACUGCCCAUCCAUCUCUGGGAAACCGAGGGAGGAGUGAACUUGAGGAGUCGCUGCCAUUUCAAUGCCUUCGAAGUAUUUCACCCCCCUCCUCUCCUCUCUCCUCCCUCUCUUACUCUCUCUCUCUCUCUGCCCCUCUCUCUGUCUGUGUUUACGUGUUUGUAGAGGAAAAAAAAUUGUGUGAAUGUAAUUAUGAAGUUUAUGUAUGUACGUGUGAGCGUGUUCCCCCCUGCUGUGUCAAAAAAAGGUGUUUGUGUGCCAGUAGACGCCACCUCAGGGCUCUGUGGGAGUCACGAGUAAAAAGACGCCUCUAUGAUUUUUGCAGAAACACACAUGUUGCUGCUGCUGCUACUACUUUGCUUUCAUCUCCUGCUUAAAAAGUGCAUAAAAACCAGUUGCUGGUAAAUUCAUCCGUUUAUCGUCCAAAGGAAAAGAGACUUUUCACUUUCCAUCACAAGUUUCCACAGAUGGUUCAAACAGCCUUAAACGCCUCCUGAUGCAUGAGACUGAGAGAUAACGUGGGUUUCUCUCUGUAGUGGGUAUGUGGAAAAUGUUUGGUUUUGUCACCGUUUCUUUGUUUCCUCUUUGCAGGAGGAUUUGUGUUUUCCACUCCAAGGCUGCAUGCGCUUAGAGGGCUAAAAGGAGAUGCUACUGAAUGUAAAAGCAAUUUCAGAAUAACUCAAAAUAUGUAUAAAAAAAACAUCAUCGCUUCAUGUACUGGACCAAAAUGUUUCUUGCUUUUUUUCCUCUUUUUUUUUGGGUUGGGGGGUAUUUGCUCGACACGAAGGCAAAGUUCGUUCCUUUUAUUUUGCCAAAUCAAAAAAAGAGAAGAGAGUCAUGUAACAGCGUCUUUGUUAACAACAAGUAUUCAUGUUCAUAAAAUCAGUUUGUUGCUUCUUA